Molecule: messenger RNA, 858 nt
Organism: Pyricularia grisea
Lineage: Eukaryota; Fungi; Ascomycota; Sordariomycetes; Magnaporthales; Pyriculariaceae
Exons: 3
Coding region: 1-858 (285 amino acids)
Molecular function (GO): hydrolase activity
Source: RefSeq, a predicted model, not a curated record
AUGGUCUACCGCAUGAUGGUCAUCUAUGGCGUCCGUAAUCUUUUCAUGGGGAGUGCAAUCUUUUCGGCCUCCCUGAACGGCCAUACCUCUACCCUGGGUUGGCUGCUGGCCUCGGUCGGUGCUGUCACCUUUACCGAUGGUUUCGUUUGCGGUAAGGGCGAGUGGAACCACUGGGGAUUUGUGCCUAUUGCCACGGGUACUGGUGCCCUGCUUCUCGGAUUCACUAUCGAGUUUGGCGAGGUCCCUCAACUUGUGGGAACGCUAGAUGAGACUCUUUUAGACUGGAACAUAUUCUUUAAUAAAUUGACGAGAACUUACCAGUUCCCACCAACUGACGAGACCGUCACAGUGGAAGAGGUCUUCCUCGAAAUGUUUUGGCUGCGAAUCUACACGCCCAAGGCCAAGAUCACUGUAAGAACCACGCCACUCCCCGUGGCUGUUUAUUUCCAUGGUGGCGUCUUCGCCAUGGGGUGCGUUGAUCUGGAAGAAUGUCUUCUGCCGCCAUCUCAGCAGAUCUCCUCGGAUCCGCAUCGUGAGUGUGUCGAAUACCGCCUCGCGCCCUGCUGCAAGUUCCCCGCCGCGCUGGAAGACACAAUCGCUGCGGCCGACUGGCCGCUUUCCAACCCUCCACCCCUCGGACCUCCCGGGACUAAGGCAUCAUCCUCUCAGGCACCGCACCCGGCGGCAACCUGGCCCUGGGUACGGCACUGCAUCUCGCCGAGCACGGCAGCGGGGACCACCAAGUCGGCCAUGCAUGACUGGCCGGAUGCGUACGGCCUACCGUCGCCCCGUGAUCCGAGGCUGUCGCGCCUCGUGCACCCAAACCUGGGGGCUUUGAAGGGCAAAUGUAGCGUCUAA